Odobenus rosmarus divergens (Pacific walrus) is the source of this 1604-nucleotide messenger RNA. It is a transcript of the gene TCEANC2, whose product is annotated as transcription elongation factor A (SII) N-terminal and central domain containing 2. Gene Ontology annotation, biological process: DNA-templated transcription. Gene Ontology annotation, cellular component: nucleus. The transcript is spliced from 5 exons. The coding region runs from base 136 to 762 and encodes 208 amino acids. The record is from RefSeq and is a predicted model, not a curated record. Lineage: Eukaryota; Metazoa; Chordata; Mammalia; Carnivora; Odobenidae.
CGGCCCAGGCGUGGGUCCUCAGAGGGUGUGCUCUGGAAGGGUCCAGCUGCUGACCGGGCUGCUUUUCGUGGUGGGUCUCACGUCAUACCCAGAAAGCGCUGCAAGCACGUGAAGGUAGUUGGCAGUCCUCUAGCAAUGGAUAAAUUCGUCAUUCGAACGCCUAGAAUCCAAAAUAGUCCUCAGAAGAAAGAUCCUGGUGGAAAGAUUUACAAGCAGGCCACGAUUGAAUCUCUGAAGAGAGUUGUGGUUAUAGAAGACAUAAAAAGAUGGAAAACUAUGUUGGAGCUUCCUGAUCAGACCAGAGAGAAUCUCAUUGAAGCUUUACGAGAAUUAAAGAAGAAAAUACCUUCCAGGGAAGUGUUAAAAUCCACAAGGAUAGGUCACACUGUGAACAAGAUGCGUCAGCACUCAGAUCCAGAAGUGGCUUGUCUUGCCAGAGAAGUUUACACUGAGUGGAGAACUUUCAUUGAAAAACAUUUAGACAGACCUUCUAUUGAAGUGCGAAGUGACCCCAAAACUGAAACAUUCAGGAAAAAUGCCCAGAAGUUACUCUCAGAAGCCCUGGAAUUAGAGAUGGAUCACCUACUGGUUGAAAAUAUUGAGCGGGAAACGUUUCAUCUCUGUUCCCGCCUCAUUAACGGGCCAUACCGGCGGACGGUGAGAGCCCUGGUCUUCACAUUAAAGCAUCGAGCUGAAAUCCGGGCUCAGGUGAAGAACGGCUCGCUGCCAGUCGGCACGUUUGUACAGAACCACAAAAAAUGACCCGAGGAUGGGUCCAGCGCUGGGCUGGGCAGAAAGCAGAAUGGGCCUGUCUCUCUGCCAUUCAAAGACUCUUUUGAGUUUGGGUGACGGCUGCCGCUGGUGGUGCCGAGUUUUCCCCUGGCGCCGUUCCCUCAGACUGAGGAUGCGGGGAGCCCUGGGCGCCGGGCCUGCGGGAGAGGCUGCGUCAGGUGUAGCGCGCUCACGCGCCGCACAGGACAGGGCUGGCUGGCACCAGGAAGCGCGGCACGGUUGCCGUCACCCAGCCCGGUGAAAGGGUGACGGAUUUCACUGGGAGUGUGCCAAGGACACCUCUGAACUCCCCCAUGUCAGGCAGAUGAAGUGACUGCUUGAUUUCGCCACCCUGCAGGUAACUGAAACUCAAUUACCACGGCUGCUCGCUCAGUCCCGUCCCCCUGAGUUUAGACAGCUCCGGUGCCUGUCAGAACUCCCCUGUCUGUUCUCUUUGCUCUACCCCAGGGGUGAGCCUGCUGGAGCCAGCCAACUACCCCUUCUUUCCAGAACUCACUUAUCUGAACAUUGCAGCUCUCCCUGGAAGACCUUCUGCAGUGGUCUCCGGAGCCCCCAUGCUGAGGCUUCUAAUGAGGAGCUGGCCUGAAGCCUCCCCACACCUUGAGGUUUAUUUGAAUACGCUGGCUCUUGGUUUAGGGCUCUGUAGAAGAUACAUGAUGAAAUUUCUCUUGAACUGAAUUACCAUAGUAGAAAAACAAUUAUGUCUAUAUUCUAAAAUGAAAUGCCACUUGUAGGCCUGCUUGAACAAUUACGUAAAUGGUAUUUGCUCUUUUAAAGUAAUAAUAAACUGGGACUUUUUUUUUUCCUAAAAC